UCGCCUCUCCGACGCUUUUUCGCGUGCUUUGUCUCCCCUUGUUCUCCCCUCCUUUGCCAUCUAGACGACUGCACUGCGACUGAACGAAGUACGAGCCGCACCCCCUGAAGUGGACCGUUGGAGAGCGCCCAUCGUCGUGGCCUGGGCGGGUCCAUUGUAGGUACUUGUAAAGUCUACUUCCGCGGGAAACACCAGCCAGCCGGAGGCGUCUCUCGUUCCCCCUCUCCUUUCCACACCCUUAUCCUCUCCCAGUGUCCUGGAUCUGGUCGCAGUUUUGUUUCUACAGGCCUAGGAACAUGAUGAUUGCGACAUCCCCAGGGCUUUAACAACCAGCGACUCUCCAGCAAUGAGUCUCGAUCAACUGUCGAGUGUGUUAGGGUCCCGCCAUGACGAGGGUCAGAGUCUCUUGCCCCGGGUGGCAUAUACCAAAGGGGGUCCUACCAUGAAUAUCGACCCUCUGCCCAGCGCGCACCGCAAUGGCCUGAUUGCCGUCUUCAUCAUGGCCAUCCUUUCUUUUAUUGCGACCCUUGUUCUGAUAUCGUUCAUUACAUUCCGAUUGGUAUUCUGGCGCAGCAACUAUCGACGUUAUAUCGGUUACAACCAAUAUAUCAUCCUUAUCUAUAAUCUGGUGCUGGCCGAUUUGCAACAAUCACUUGCUUUCCUCAUCUGUCUCAAAUGGAUCGUUUCAAACAAGAUCGAAGCCUCCUCAGCAGCCUGCUUUCUCCAGGGCUUCUGGCUCCAGAUCGGCGAUCCGUCCAGCGGAUUGUUUGUGCUCGCUAUCGCGAUCCACACAUUCUUCCUAGUGACCAUGGGCCGCAAGAUCAGCCACCGGAUGUUCGUUAUCAGUGUCGUCAGCACCUGGGUGUUUGUUGCCAUUCUGGUUAUCAUUCCAAUUGGGCUAUAUGGGCGGUCGGUAUUCAUUCCAUCGGGUGCCUGGUGCUGGAUUAACGAGGAAUACGAGCCGAUUCGUCUGUGGACGCACUAUCUUUGGAUUUUCCUAGCAGAGUUCGGAACCGUCUGCCUGUACGCUGUCAUGUGGUUUCAAUUGCGUCGUCGGAUCAAACAGUCUGCGAUUCUCGGACACAGCCACACGGAGAGCCUGAAGCGCCUCCGUCGAGUUAUCGGAUACAUGGUCAUCUAUCCGAUCGCGUAUAUCGUCUUGUCUCUACCCCUAGCCGCGGGGCGCAUGGCCACCGCGCAAGGGAAGACGCCGAGCCUGGUGUAUUUCUGCAUCGCUGGCGCCCUGAUCACAAGCUCAGGCUUGGUCGACGUGCUCCUGUACACGCUCACCCGGCGAAACCUCAUCCUGGAAUCGGAGCCCAGCGACGACCGGAGCUACAACCAGUUCCCCAGCACACGGACCCGCAAGACAGACCAUUUCGCGACAUUCACCGCCGACCCCAGCUACAACCGCACGGAGAUCAGUGCGCUGCGCACGGUCCGCGGCGAAGAGCUGGACGAUACAGGAAUGCGGGAUGGCUCGACGGACAACAUCGUCCAACCCGGCAGCAUCGAGAUGACUCCGAUGGGGAAAGUGUACCAGCACACGACCAUCGAGAUCACCAGCGAACCCGCAUAUCCUUCGCAGGGAGAGCGGGAUUCCCAAUCGAGCAGAGAUUCCCCGGGGGCUGCGGCCGGCCACGAGCCGCCAUUCCGAAUAUGGCGGAAAUGAUUGCGACGCAUGUUACCGCGACGUUUCCUUCUCUUCU
Molecule: messenger RNA, 1709 nt
Organism: Aspergillus candidus
Lineage: Eukaryota; Fungi; Ascomycota; Eurotiomycetes; Eurotiales; Aspergillaceae
Gene: gprC
Product: protein gprC
Exons: 2
Coding region: 347-1672 (441 amino acids)
Biological process (GO): adenylate cyclase-activating G protein-coupled receptor signaling pathway
Cellular component (GO): plasma membrane
Molecular function (GO): G protein-coupled receptor activity
Source: RefSeq, a predicted model, not a curated record